Messenger RNA from Manihot esculenta (cassava), 1101 nucleotides. RefSeq names its product pectate lyase 1. The record is from RefSeq and is a predicted model, not a curated record. Lineage: Eukaryota; Viridiplantae; Streptophyta; Magnoliopsida; Malpighiales; Euphorbiaceae. The coding region runs from base 1 to 1101 and encodes 366 amino acids. Gene Ontology annotation, molecular function: pectate lyase activity. The transcript has 4 exons.
AUGGCCGUACAAUGGAACUUCGCUUUAGCUCUUUCUAUUGUCAUCUUCAACUUCAUCUCUCCGACAUUUUGCGUUGCCCAAAAGAUGAAUCCCAUUGAUAGUUGCUGGAGACAGAACCGUAAUUGGCGAAGAAGCAGGCAGCAACUGGCCACUUGCUCCGUGGGGUUUUCAGGGAAGAUGACUAACAACAUUGGGAAAGAUACUAUCCGCUACAAAGUGAGUGAUCCUAGUGAUGAUCCACUGAACCCUAAGCAAGGGACUCUGAGAUAUGGAGCCACCAUGAUCACUGGAAAAGUGUGGAUAACUUUCCAAAAGAACAUGAACAUUCAGCUUGUCAAGCCACUUCUCAUUAGCAGCUUCACCACACUCGACGGCCGUGGUGUCGACAUUCACAUCACUGGCAACGCUUGCCUUCUGGUCUACAAGGCAACAGAUGUGAUCAUCCAUGGGCUAAGGAUUCACCAUUGCAAGGCCGUAGGCCCUGCAUCGGUAAGGGGACCAAAUGGAGAAAUGGUGCCUCUAGGUCAGAUGGAUGGGGAUGCAAUCAGAUUGGUUACUGCAUCAAAGGUUUGGAUAGACCACAAUACCCUAUAUUCAUGCCAAGAUGGUCUUCUGGACGUGACUCGAGGAUCUACAGACGUUACCAUCUCUAACAACUGGUUCAAGGACCAAGACAAGGUUAUGCUUCUUGGACACGAUGAUGGGUACUUGAGAGACAAGAACAUGAGAGUUACUGUUGUGUUCAACCACUUCGGUCCAAAUUGCAACCAGCGGAUGCCAAGGGUUCGCCAUGGAUAUGCACACGUAGCCAACAACCUGUACCAAGGAUGGGAACAGUAUGCAAUUGGGGGAAGCAUGAAUCCUAGCAUUAAGAGUGAAGCCAACUACUUCAUUGCACCAAAAUCAGGAAAUAAAGAGAUAACAUGGAGAAACGGUAUAAAUGAAAAAAGCAAGCCAUGGAAUUUUUAUUCUGUGGGAGAUGUAUUUGAAAAUGGAGCCUCUUUCAUCCAGACAGGUUUAAGUGGGGCAAAUCCUAACUAUAACAAUCAACAAAGGUUUACAGUUGCAAAUGCCAAGUCUGUCCCAUUUAUAACAAAGUGA